Messenger RNA from Vigna umbellata (rice bean), 1312 nucleotides. Lineage: Eukaryota; Viridiplantae; Streptophyta; Magnoliopsida; Fabales; Fabaceae. The record is from RefSeq and is a predicted model, not a curated record.
CAACAUUAACUUUUCACAAUGUUAUGUUUGCUUGUUGAGAAUUUUUAUAAUAAAUAAUGGAUUAUUUCUUUUUCCGGUAUUCAGGCCUUUGUACACGAUCCUCUCAUAAAUUGGCGUCUUUUUAAUUUCAAUGAAGUUCCACAAAUGUCUAUGCUUACUAGCAAUCAUGCACCUCCUGUUGUAAAUACUGAGGAAUCUGCUCCAAAUAGAGAGCUUCCCCACCCUCAGCGUGGUGCCCGUGAAAGGGAACUUUUACAGGCUGUUAACCAGCUUGGUGAUGCCAAUGAGGUUCUGAACGAGCGUGCUGUGGUUGUCAUGGCUCGCAUGAGUAAUAAGCUUACUGGCCGGGAUUUUUCAACUUGUUCUUCAGUGUCAAACAACUCCCUUCAGCAUGCCGCAGACCAUAGUAGCUUAAUUUCUGGAGACACUCGGGAAGUUGAUCAUGCUUUAUCUGUUAAGUUGCAAGUUCAAAAGUUAAUUAUCCAAGCUUCCUCACAUGAAAAUCUGUGCCAAAAUUAUGUAGGGUGGUGUCCUUUCUGGUAAAUCACGAGGAAGUAGUAAAUAUUGUAUAUAAUCUGUACAUAAUAGAAAUUUGCCAGAGAUCCAUGUCCAUUUUCCCCCCUCAUUCCCCUCCUUUCUUUUACCUAGCAUCUUUAAUGUAUGUAUAUGUACAGUCAUUUGUCUUUUGACAUUGCAAUGAAAAAAUGGAAGCAUUAUUACAUAUGCUUGGUCUUGUAGAUCAGACCACAUUUUAACCGAGUCUUUGUAAAUAUGAUCUUUUUAUUGGGAAUGUGUCUAGUAAUCUGUCCCGUACAAGAUGGACAUAGAGCGAGGUCAUAGGCGCGACAAGGCUUUUUUUGAAGUACAAAGCUGGGAAAUCCCACAUGAAUGAUGAUUACACUGAUGUCGUGCUGGUCAUGAAUGCGAUUUCUGGGUUUCAACUUUGAAUUUCUCUCCAUGCAUUUCAUUUUUCUUCUAGUAAAUAUCAUCAACCAACUUCUACAAUAGCCAGGAAUGUAGUGAUGUAAUCUUAUUUUAACUUUUACUUGAAGGCUUUCAGCACAACCCGAGUAUGUUAUAUUAAUCUGGAGCUUACGUGUACAAAGAGGCACACUUAAAUGCAAGGCCACUUGGGCAGCAGAGGAAAGAAAGAAGAAAAUAUGGGAUAAUAUUCUGAUAUAGCUCACCGUUGUAUUUUAUUUAUUUAUUAUAAUUUGGUCCAUUUCCUUUGUAUAACAGUUUCACCUGAGAGAGCUUAUUAUAAUCUAUUGGUCUACUAUAACAAUUAUUAAGUGGGGCACCUUUAAACUCA